AGUUUCACGCCCAAUCAUGAUUCGAAACGCUCAACUAAAUCGAGAUCGGAAAAAUAUAUCCCCCCACGCUUCCCGCCUCAUCCAAAUCAAAAACCCUAAUUUUCCAGAUCAAACCACCACCGACGACGGAUCCUCUCAAUCUCUCUCCAGAUGACUGAAGAUAGCGGCGAAUUAGCAGCACCACCGCCACCGGGAGAGAUCCGAACCGCUUUGAGUGAUCUGAGCAAUCUUCAGAAGAAGAGAGGAAUCUCGUCGAUGAUUUCGAGCGAUUCUUCACUUAAGAAAUCCGGAGAUGGUAGUGGUUCGAGAGUAGAGUUCUCGAAGAGGCUGUGUGUAGUUGUAGACGACUUGGUUAAGCAGAACGAGUCUUCUUCGGAUUCUAAGUGUAGCUCUGAGGACAAACAAUCUCGUGAUGCUAUGGUGGAGGUUUCCAGACCGUUGAAAGAGAAGGAGAUCUACUUUGAGCCUGGUGAUAGAGACGGUGCACGGGAGUUAAAUACCGAUGAAGGAUUGGCUUUAUCUGUGUUGAGCAGCAGCAGCAACAGCGAUGAUGCUGAGAUUGGUAGGAAGGAGUUGGGUAGGUGUCAGAAUGUGAGAUCGUUUGAGAUGAGUAGAUGCUCCAAUGUUGUUAACAAGGAAGAAGAAGAAGAAGAGAAUGUGAAUGACGAUGACUUGAUAAAGUCUUGCUCUUGUUCUUUUUGCCUUAAAGCUGCGUAUAUCUGGUCGGAUCUUCAUUACCAGGACAUCAAAGGUCGAUUAUCCGCCUUGAAAAAGAGUCAGAAAGUAGCUAGCAGCUUGAUUCAAAGGAAUGACAACAGAGAAAAACCUCAUGCCUUGGUAAACUCUGUUGCUUCCGCAAAGCUAGCAUCUGAUCUCACGGCUCAGUGGAGGUCGCUGUUUCUUAGCAUGGGCGAUAUCCUCGCACAUGAAAGCAACCACCUUCAAGAUAGCUUUAUGACAAUGAAAGAUCUGCGAGAAGAUUGCAAGAUUGAUUUGGAGAGAGCAACCAAAACACCUCAGCACAACACCUGAUAAGUACUUUCCUCUACUUGAUCAAACACUGUAUGGACUGGACUUUAAAAGCUUCCCUUUUUUUAAUUUUCGCAGCAGCUCGUGUGAAAAUUAUAUAUGUAGUAUCUCGAUGCAAUGUAUAGAUGCUUAUAAAAUUGCAUUCCGUAUGUAUGGACAACUGCUGUUUGUGUUGGUUCUUCCCUUAAUUGUGUUCCUUUGGCAUUGACUA
Messenger RNA from Raphanus sativus (radish), 1240 nucleotides. RefSeq lists its product as uncharacterized. The transcript has 5 exons. The record is from RefSeq and is a predicted model, not a curated record. Bases 151 to 1032 code for a protein of 293 amino acids. NCBI's taxonomy places the organism in Eukaryota, Viridiplantae, Streptophyta, Magnoliopsida, Brassicales, Brassicaceae.